Patiria miniata (bat star) is the source of this 3876-nucleotide messenger RNA. RefSeq lists its product as uncharacterized. The record is from RefSeq and is a predicted model, not a curated record. The transcript has 10 exons. The coding region runs from base 1 to 2859 and encodes 952 amino acids. NCBI's taxonomy places the organism in Eukaryota, Metazoa, Echinodermata, Asteroidea, Valvatida, Asterinidae.
AUGCCUUCUAUGAACCAUCUCAAGUUUGUUAUGAUCGUAUGCGUACAGCUGGUUGUGAUAUGUGUCCAUCUGUACUCGGCCAUGUGUCAGGGUAGCUAUGACGGCGGAAUCGGAGUCAGACAACGGCGAACCGCACAAGGGUCGGGAGGCGCUGCAAAAUGUGAAUGUGAAACGGAAUCUGCAACACUGACGUGUUCUGAGGAACCAACAGCAUGUGAUGAUGACGAGGUGUUAUACGGAGGUUCCUGCUACAGAUUCAUCCACGAUGAGCUCAAGUUACGUGAUGAUGCCCAUAGAGAUUGCAUUGCACGUAAUAGCCAUCUAGUCUACAUCGAGUCACAGGAGGAACAAACAUUUCUGACAAAUCGGUCACGCAGAUAUGGUACCGAUAAUACUGUUGCUAGUAACCAUUACUGGAUCGGACUGAUUCCAACAAGCAGCAACGUGUGGCUGGAUGGUAACCCGGCACGCAACGAUCUGUUUGAAUUCUCUGACGGCAGUGCAGCUGGAUGUUUCUCUCUCUCUAAAUCCAGCGGCAAUGUAAGUUUACAUGGUGAGAACUGUAAUCGGGAUCGCUACUACGUCUGCGAACGUCCUUACGAAUGUCCUCUGGGAGGAUUCAACCACAGCGGUUCCUGUUACUGGGUCGGUGGGUCUAGGCAGUCGCACCUCUCGGCCCAAGGAGGUUGCAGUGAUGACGGUGGUCAUCUGCUGUACAUCGAAUCACAAGACGAAUUGCAAUUCAUUAACAACAAUCUUGCCAUUGAAGACAAUGUAAGAUACUGGAUAGGUCUGACUACCCAGUACGCUUGGUUAGACGGUAGCCGAGCCAUCUAUCAAGCAUUCGUACAGACAAUUCGAAGCAACAAUGACGGUAGCCUUUGCUUCAGGUUACGACCCCUAGAUGACUUUUUGUGGAAUGAUAUUGGAUGCAAUACAAACUACGCCUAUAUAUGUGAGCGAGAACUACCUGUUACUCCUCAUGAAACGCAACAAAACCCCGGUGUUUCAUGCAGACCGCCCGUCGCUAAUCUCAAUCGUCUUCUUGACUCCGUACCUCUGUGCGUCCGUAGUGACAGCCAUUACUUCAACAACUCCGUUCUAUGUCAAUGUAACGACGAAACUUGCAUCCGUGGCUGUGGCUGUGCACGUGACGACACUGUAGCCUGGCUUGAGACAAUACGAUGCAGCUGUGGCUUCUGUAAUUUCACCUUAGACGAGUCUGAAGAUAAAGUUUAUAGCACAUGGCCAUCUGAUUUUAACUGCAGCUGCUUUGUAAACGAAACUUCAUCAAAUGUGACCGUCGUCAAUGGUCAAGUCACCUGUGUGCCAGAUGACUCGGAGUCUAUCACAUCAGGCAUACCAAUCGGUAUCCCUGUUGGAGUGACCCUGGCCUUACUGUUCAUCUUGGUGGCGCUCGUUGUUGGGUUCAUCUGGUGGAAAAGAAAGGAGAAGAGAAAGGAGAUUGACAAGCCGCUGACAGCAAACACACACGUUGAUGGGUCAGACACAAUUAAUGUCAAUCCAACAUACGGAUUGGAUGAAGAUGAUCACGUGACUGAAGACAUCUUGAAACCCGUGGCAGUGGUUGGCCCGAGGCCCUUGAAGUCGGAUCCUCACAGUGCCUAUGCCGACAUAAAGCCAACCGAACGGUCAGCCAGUGCAGCGGAAACCAGCGAAGCAGAUAGCUACGCCAUCAUCCAAUCUGUUGGCUACACUCCAUACAAUCCCAAGGGACAGAGGGAUGUCUACACUGCCCUGCAGGGUACCAAGGACAGCAACGAAGACAGAACUGGGAACGAUGAUGAUGAUGAUCCAGCGGUGUAUACCCCAAUCCCAAACAACGGUCCUAAACAAGAGAAAGAUGACCCUGAGAACGAGUACGUGGAUCCAGAGUACGUGGUGGUAACACCAUCUGGUCAGCAGAACGGUGCUAAGGGAGUCAAGGUACCAGUCCCUCUACCCAAGCCCAAGAACCUGACGAAGGACAGUGGGUACGUGGACGUCGAUGCUCCAAUCGGGGAUUCUGUUCCAGAAGGGCGUGCUGGUUAUGUGGAUGUUGAUGCUCCAUCGGUAGGGUUCUUUGAUGGAAGUAAGCCAUCGGCACGCAGCAAGAAACCUGGCAGUGGGUACGUCAGCGUGGAUAGCCCAUCGACGACCUUCCCUAACAACCAAGAUGAUGACCCAGAAAACGACUUCUACUUCAAACUAGAGAAGCCCACUGCAGACGACGAAGAUGACUACAGUCUGGCAAGUGCGCCUGGAGGAAACGACUACGACACGUUCGAUCGAGCAGGAGCUAAACGCCCUAGUGCCAAUGCUGCAACUGACGAAGGCAUCUACAAUCUCACAAGUGUUCCAGAAGAUAACGAAUAUAACACCUUCAAUCGUCCAGGUGAUCAGCGCCCUAGUCAUAAUGCUCCUACUGAUGAAGGCGUCUACAACCUUACAGGUCCACCUGAAUCUAACGCCUAUGACACCUUCAACCGAGCUGGAGGUAAACGCCCAAGUACGAAUGCCUCCUCCACUGAUGAUGGCCUCUACAGUCUCACAAGUGUUCCAGAAGAUAACGAAUAUAACACCUUCAAUCGUCCAGGUGUUCGGCGUCCAAGUAAUAAUGCUCCUACUGAUGAUGGCCUCUACAGCCUCACAAACCCGCCAUGCGAUGACGAAUACAGCACCUUCGAUCGGCUUGGUAAUCGAGGCCCGAGUGCGAAUGCCCCUACCGAUGAAGGCGUUUACAGCCUCACAGGCCCGCCUGAAGGCGAUGUAUAUUCUACUGUCAGCCGUGUCGGCGGGAAACCAAUGCCAGUGGUACCAGUGAUAACUGACGAGAGUGAGUACUCUACCUUCGACUGAGACCAAAAUAUACAAUCAUCAACGGAGGCAUUUUCCCUGAAAUUGCAUUCACCUGAAAAAAAAAAGAAGACCGGCAGAUACAUUGACAGAACUUUCACUUAUACAUUAAAGUUAAGACUGAUACAAAUUCUCAAGUGUUGUUCCAUUUGGCAUGCAUAUUGAUUAUAACACUGAGGUCAACACCAUAUCCAGUUUGGGACACCGUAGCACAGGAGGCUGAAUUUAGUGUGCCAGUAAUGGGUGGAAUCUUUAGCUGAGCUAACAUCAACAAAAUAGUAAGGUUUCAUGGGGAUAUUUCUUCAAGUCUACAUUUAGCACUGAGUAUGAAACCCUGCAGAUUAGUAGACAUAUUCAUCAUCUUAAACAUGAGGAAUAAUCUUGAACAAAAUUCCAAGUUAUUCUAGCGAAGGUUGUAAGUGCGAAAAUUGAGACUCGAAAAAAUUUCGAAGGUGAUUUAAACUUGAGUUUUAUUUAGUUGAAGUGGAUUUAUUACUUGAAAACCAAGAUUUUUUAAUAAUGGCCGGUGAAGAAAAUCACAAAACGAGAAGUUAUGUUGAUGCAUAAUUUUUAGGAUAUGUUUAUCCUUUCGGUGGAUUUAACUAAAGCAAAAUUAGUGCUAGCUGAAAAAUAAAUUAUUUUACAAUUGAGUUUAUGGAUGGAAAGAAUGCAUUAUAAACUUGGUGCAACUUGGUGUAGAGGUAUUUUAGCAACAAAUCGAUAUAUUAGAUAUUUACAUGAUAAUAUUUACAUUAUAGUCAUAUAUUAAGGAGCUGUUACAGAUGUGUAUAUAUACGAUGAAGUACACCAUUGACAUAUUGACAAGAAACCGCAAUCUCUUGAAAUUUAUACAUUUAAAAAUUAUUGCAGAAAAUGUGCAAAGUUGACUAUCACCAGUAAAGAGUAUAUGUUUAGUUUAAUCCAUACUACAUGUUCUUGCUGUAUAUUAAACUUGUAUAUAUACACACUGGUGGAUGAUUUAAAAUUCUACGCAGACUGUAAAUUAGAUUUUAAUUUGAA